AUGGGUCCGACAAAAAUCUCACCCGAGGACCAGCAGUUUAACAUAUCCUUCGUAGGGGAGGUGAAAAAACAUCCCUGUCUGUUCGACAGCGGUAGCCCCGAGUACAAACAAAGCUGUAAACAGGAAGAUGCCUGGACGGCGGUUUCUGAAGCUGUGGACGAGUCUGUAGAUACUUGCAAGAAGCGUUGGCGGAAUUUACGGUGCUGUAUGACACGUUACCUUAAGACAAUUCGCGACAGCAACGACAUAUCGCUCACAGGCGGGCGUCGAAAACCGUACUACCUAUUCGAACAUAUGCAGUUCGUACUACCCUAUCUGAAGGCGCGCGAUGAAAACAGCACCUACGAAACGGAUGAUUCGAGCUGGAUAAAAGGUUCCUCGGAGAGCGAAACGUUGGUGAAAAACGAUGAUGAUGACGACGAAAUUGAGCAUCAGAUUGAGACGAUCAACGUACCAGAAGAAGAUCACAACGAUGAUCACAUCAAAAACAGUAUAUUUCAAUCCAUCAAGAUCGUGCCAUUGACACAGGAACCGCAGGUUGUCCACGACGAGCAUCAACAGCAGCACAACGUAAUCCAGACGAAUGAAACGACUACCACCAGUGGUACGGCUACGACGUUUGAAUUCAUCUCAUCCCCUCCUGCUGUAAAACAACCCAGGCUCUCAAAUGCCCCGAGCAGUGUCAGCUCGUCCAGCCAAUCGGCCACACACCAGAUAGAGACGACGGUCGAUCGAUCGCAGCGACAAUUUUUCACAAUCACUGGUACACCAAUGCAUCCAUCGAACAUCCCGAUAUCCUGCUAUUCAACGCCAUCGGCCAUAGUAACGCAGCAGCAGUCACCAACACCUAAUCUGACCGCACAGACGCAGCCCCAGCCCCAUUUCGCACUCAUAUCGGGUGGAUCCACGAUGGUGAGCGAUGCCGAUCACAACUUCUUCCAGAGCCUCGUACCAGACAUCCAGACGAUGACGAUGGAGCAGAAAAGAAAACUCAAAAUCGGCAUCCUCCAACUCAUCGAUGGUAUACUCAACACGUAA
Molecule: messenger RNA, 1038 nt
Organism: Anopheles nili
Lineage: Eukaryota; Metazoa; Arthropoda; Insecta; Diptera; Culicidae
Exons: 1
Coding region: 1-1038 (345 amino acids)
Biological process (GO): regulation of transcription by RNA polymerase II
Cellular component (GO): nucleus; transcription regulator complex
Molecular function (GO): DNA binding
Source: RefSeq, a predicted model, not a curated record